AUGUCAUUCUUUGUUAUGUCAGAUAAAGAUAAAAACAAUGAUAAAGAUGAAGAACUCAGUGUCGAUCCAUUAGAUAAAAUGAGCAAUGAUCAAAUCAUUGCUCAGUUCUAUAGAAAGAUUCUAGCUUGGGAUGUAUCAAAUUUGAGAGCAAAUGAGAAACUGUUGAAACCAGUAAAAGUAGAGUUUUUAGAUAGACACGAUUAUAUUGAUACAUUCGAACCGUUACUCUUGGAGGAAUGUAGAGCACAGUUGGAGCGAUCGAUUGAGGAGGGUGGCGAGAAGAACGAUGUUGAGAAUGAACCGGUUUUUAGUAGAGUUCGUUACAUUUCAGAGAAUUCCGACUUUUUGGACGUCGGAUUGGUCAUGACCAAGGAGAAUGAGAUGUAUCAAUUCCAUGAGAACGACUUGAUGAUGAUUUCGCUGCAUCAUCCAAUGAUUCUUUUCGGUGGCGAUGAGAAUGAAGAGAUAACAGACGACGAAGAUCCAAGUAAUGUUGUCGAUCGUGCUAAUGGCGCUUCGUCCACUGGCGCAUCGGCAGCGGCCGGCGAAGAUCCAGACAAGGUCUAUACCACCGAGAAGAAGAAGAAAAAGGUGAUUCCACCGUCAAAAAUUGAAGUCACCGACGCCAAUCGUUAUCUUCAUCUGGUUGGAACCGUCGAGCAAUUUGAAAUGGGUGGAAUCAAAAGAGAGUAUCUUGCACUCUACACAACAGCUAAAACUUCAUUUAUGAAAACUCUAUUGUUGGCAGAUGAUGAAGAACCAGGUGUACCAAUGAAAAUUCCACCAGCAUUAAAAGAAAAGUUUGAAUCAUCUUAUAAUCCAUCACAGUUUGGUGCUUUGACAUCAGCUCUCUCUGGAUCGAAUAUUACAUUGAUUCAAGGUCCACCAGGUACAGGUAAAACACAUGUAAUCGUUGGUUUAUUGAGUGUUUUACUUCACAGUACCGAAGUACCAAAGCAUGUCAUCGAAGAGAAAGAAUCGUUAGUUCACAGAGAGCUAUAUGAGUUUGAAAAACUUGAAAGUUGGGAAAUCUCACAACCAUGGUUAAAGAAUGGAUUUAAGAAUAUUAGAGAUGAUUAUACUUUGAUUGAUUACAGCUUUGAAGAGAAAGAAGAAAGAAGAAAGAGAGAUCUCUGGAGAAAACUUAGAGAGACCGGUACUACCAAGAAUAUCGCUAGAAAGAAGAGAAUCUUGUUGUGCGCGCCAAGUAAUGGUGCUGUCGAUGAAAUCGUUACUCGUCUGAUCAGAGACGGUCUUUUGAAUCACGAAGGAAAGUCCUAUAGACCAAACUUGGUUCGUGUAGGUCCUGGUUCACAUCAGGAUGUCGAGCCAGUCACUCUCGAGUAUAUGGUUCGUUGCAGACAACAGUUGAUGAAUUCAAACUCGGCGAUUCCAUCGUCGUCCGCUUCAACCGCUGUCGCCACCACCUCACCAAAAUCAAGUUUAGAUACAAACUCAAUUAGAACUCUGGUUUUGGAGGAUGCAGAGAUCAUUGCGACAACCCUUUCGUUCAGUGGUUCCUCGAUUUUGAUGAAGAUGAAUGGAUUCGAUAUUGUAAUUAUUGACGAGGCUGCACAAGCCGUGGAGACAUCGACUUUGGUGCCAAUGCAACACAAGUGUAAAAAGAUUGUUUUGGUCGGUGAUCCAAAGCAGUUGCCAGCUACCAUCAUCUCGCCGAUCGCAAUCAAACAAAAGUACGACCAAUCGCUUUUCCAGAGAUUACAGGAGAAGAGAACACCACAUAUGCUCACCACUCAAUACCGUAUGCAUUCUUCGAUUCGUGCAUUCCCAUCGAAACAUUUCUACAACGACUUGCUCGAGGACGGUCCAAAUAUUCCAUCGCGUGCCACCAACUAUCACGCCAAUCCAUUCUUUGGUCCAUUGAUUUUCUACGACCUCUCGUUCUCUGUUGAAACCAAGCCAGGCGGUGGAUCGGUCUUCAACGAAGAUGAGUGUAGAAUGGCACUGCAACUCUAUCAGUUACUCCUCAAGACGUACCCAGAUGAACUAUUUUCAGGCAGAAUUGGUAUCAUCUCACCAUAUCGUCAACAGGUACUCUCGUUGAGAGAGUACUUUAAAAACUACUCUGGUAUCAGCAUUGAUACAGUUGAUGGUUUCCAAGGUAGAGAAAGAGAGAUUAUUAUAUUCUCAUGUGUAAGAGCACCCGCUGAGAAAGGUGCAGGAAUAGGUUUCCUUGCUGACGUCCGUCGUAUGAACGUAGCUCUUACCAGACCAAGAUCUUCCUUGUUAAUCAUUGGAAAUUCGAAAUCAUUAUGUAUAAAUCCAGAUUGGUAUGAAUUAAUUAAACAUGCCCAAGAUAAUAAUAAUCUUAUCCCAAUUACAAAUCCAUCAUUAGAGACAAUAGUUCCAACAUUGAACAAUACUGAAUUAUUUGAUGAACUAUCAGCAAAAGGACAAGCUGUUAAAUUGGUUGCGCCAUCAGGUCCAAACCCAGACGACAAGAAUCUUAAGAAAGAUAACAAGAGAAAGAAAACUCAAAGAAAGCAAAACAACAACAAUAACAACAAGAAUAAUAAGAAUAAUAAGAAAACAAAGAAUAGUGCUAAUAAUAUCUACACAGCUGUAACAAGUUAG
This is a messenger RNA of Heterostelium album PN500, 2595 nucleotides long. RefSeq names its product DEAD/DEAH box helicase. Lineage: Eukaryota; Evosea; Eumycetozoa; Acytosteliales; Acytosteliaceae. Gene Ontology annotation, biological process: termination of RNA polymerase II transcription. The coding region runs from base 1 to 2595 and encodes 864 amino acids. Gene Ontology annotation, molecular function: helicase activity; transcription termination site sequence-specific DNA binding. Gene Ontology annotation, cellular component: nuclear body. The transcript is spliced from 7 exons. The record is from RefSeq and is a predicted model, not a curated record.